UGCUUCAGAAUAACAGGAAAAUGAUUGACAUUACUGUUAUACCAAGUGUGUAUUGAUUUACAUAGUGAAUUUUGUGGAGGAAAAACAUUUGGACAAUACCACGAAGCCCUGUCAGUAUGUGAUGGAAACUGAUACCUGUAGCAGGAAGCCAUGGUGGCUAAUACGUAAUUAUGGAACUAUUAUCAUCACUUUGUUGUAGAGUCAGUCGACUUCACCAUUUGGUAUAUAUAUUAUAUUGUCAACAUAGGACUAAGGCUGCUCUUCUAGUGCAAUUUUCCAGUUGAGGCUGCUGACAUUUAUCACCAAACUUUGUUGAAAUGCGUGUUCUCUGGUCCAUAAUAUGGAUACUACUGAUAAACAUCAUUGAGAUCACCUCAGUUUCAUCAGCACAGACUAAUUCUUGUGGCACCAUACUACCACCACUCCCAACAGAUACUGACCACAAACACAAAGACAGUGUCCGUGUGUCUGCCAGUCUUCAGAGUAACUGUCAAAUUUACAACAGGCUGGAGCUCAUCCUAAAGGAAUUGGGAAUUUUUUCUGCUGAAUCAGAUUUUUGCAUUACUUUAGAGACUCUUACUCGGAUUGUAUUCCCAAGUGAUAAUUCCAGUUCACAGCGGAGGAUCUCUGUAUCCUUAGAUUUAAUUGUAAGUUCACAACCAUCUGGCAAGGAUCAAAACACAACAGUUUCUAACAAUUGUCACAAUAUGGGAACUUAUUCAAGAAGAGUGGAGGCCAUGGAACAACUUCAGUCUCAGAAUAAUCAGUCAGAGGCCCACAAUGUUAGUACAGCAGUGGAUCCACCCAGUAAACAUGCCCAGGGGGAGGAUUCUGGAGGGUUGAGUUAUACUCAGAUGGUAGUCAUAGCAACCUGUGCCUCUAUCAUUGGAACAUUUUUCCUAAUAGCAGGGAUUAUAAGGGCAAGAAACUACUGGAAGAGGUGGCAGGAAGAGCAAGCAGCAUCUCGCCGACUGGCCACCACAAACUACCGCCUCCCUCUACACUCAUCCAAUCAGGAGGUCCACGGAUCUCCAAAAGACAGCCGAGCUGGCUCCUCUGGUAGUGGCCAUAGUCAGAACAGUCCAAUGUUAAAACACAAUGAUCUCUACAACCAAGUGGGCAAUGGUAAAUCAGUGGCUUCUCCCAAUAAGUACCUGGACACCAUGCCAUUGUUAGUUGUGACUGCCCCCUCCACAGGACCCAACACACCCUUGGGAUCUGUGUCCUCAAUUCAAUAUAUUGAUGAGGAGCCAGACACUAAAGAAGAAGAUUUAUCCAAUAAUGAGAAAAAUUCAGAAGAUGGAGAAUGUGCAGAGAAAAGUGAUUCCUAUACAACAAGUGGAACAAAUCAAAGAGCACCCAAUCAAAACAUGGCACAGGUGGAUCAACCAAUCAGAUGUAUUGUCUCAGAGCAGAACAAAUCAAACAGUCUAAUCACUGAUAACUGUGAAAUUCAAGGACAUGCUGACUCCCAUUUUUGUCCAGAUGGUGGCACUACCAAAACAGAUAUAAAUCCUACUCAAAACCACCUAGAAGAGACCCCAAAUAAUUCAUUGAUCAAUUGUGGAAUCUCACAGUCAGAUGAAAGCCUAGGUACUACUGCAAAUCAUGCAUAUUGCUAUGGCAACCAGUCUGAAUAUUUAAGCAGUUCUGGAUAUGGUAAUUUUGCUUACUAUUGCAAUGAAUUGGAAGAUAACAUAUCAGAAAACACAAACAAUGAAAAUCAAGAAAAUGAAUCUGAAGACAUUGAAAUUGAAGAACCAUCACCAAACAUCAGCUCCCUUAAAGAUGUUGGUUCUGAAAAAUUUACAUCUUUAUUUAAUGACUGCAAUGAUGAAACAGAAACAGGUUUUCAAUUUAGUCAAGCAGCAGACAUUCCAGAGGAAACAGUAAAGGCUCACUCUUGUGUUUCUAAUGAAAAUUUACCAGUAGUUUCCUGAAAGGACCAAUAAGCAGUGUUUGUUUGAAUUUGUGUGAGAUGACUUGAAUCAGGACGACUUAAAGAACAGAAUGCAUGAGCAUAUACAUAUGUACCACAGUGUGCACAUCUGCUAUUUUUGGGCUGGAUUGCAAAGUUUACCAAAAUUUUUGGAUUUAAUCUUUAUGUCCAUGCAUUUGUCUGUGUCAGCAUUUUGCACCUGCUUUUGCACUUUAUUUACUGUGGAGAUAAAGAAAUCUUUAGUAUAAACUUAAAUUUAAUGCAUAUUAAGCAGGAUAGAAUAUUUGAAAUACAGACCAGAUUUGAUGAUGACCUUGACCUUCGACCUUCACAUUACAAAAUGAAAUAAUCCCUGUUGUGGAUGACCCAUUCUGAUCCUCAUGUAACUUUAUACUUACUUGUAAGUAAGUCAAAGUGUUUCAAAUUCUGCCAAUGGAAUUGUCACUGCCCUUGACCUUUGACCUUGAAAUAUGCAAAUGAAACAAGGUCUUCUCUUUUAGAGGAUGAAGUUAUUCUGAUCAUUAUCUUCUAAUAUAAUCUCAACAGUUAAACUUCGUUAUCUUGAACAUCAAUAUUUCCAACACUAUGGAUAUGUCUAAAUGAAUUGGUAUCUCGAAAUCUUAUCUUAGUGCCAUCUAAUUUGAGAUGAUGACUAUUCUAUACAGUACUUACAUGUAUACAUGAACAUGUACCACCACUGGCGUUGACUUACAAACAUGACCUGAAACAUGUAACUUAUAAAUAUGUUAUCUAUUAGAUUUAUACAAUGUCAUCAUUAGAAAUGAACAUAAGGGUCAGGAGGUCAAACUGUGGUGACUUGUACUUUGCACUCCAGUCAUAUUUUGCUGUAAUAUGGUACUAUCAACAGUGUGUAUUGAGAACUUUUAAAUAUGGCUUAAUGGACAUUUGAGAUGGAUUGUAUUUCAGUAACCACUAUUCCAACUAAGCAUACUUUUUGAAUUUUUAAAACGGAAGAUUUGUGUAGUCUCAAAUAUACAGAAUAACUCAAUUCUGUAGUCUCAAGAUCUCGUUAGCUUAAAAAUGCAUAAUUCUGCAUUUCCAAUUGAAGAAUUAGAUAAAAUAUUUGUAAAUCUCAUGAGGAAUGGUAAGAUACCAGCUUGAUUGAACUAUGCAUGAUGAAGUUUUCAUUGUAACCUGGAUUAUCUAAAUUGUUGCUGUUGUUAAGCAAGUUUAUUUCACCACCAAAAACUGAUAAUAGCAUAAUGGUUAUAGAUAAGAGACAUAAUGGGCAGUUUUUUUUUUCAAUGUUGUUAAGAAAACAAUGUAUGUUUUGUGAUUUCUAAUUCUUUUUGAAUUUCUUUGUAAUGUCUAUGAUCACAAUGUGCAAUAUAAGCCAGUAAAUGGGGCUGUGAGCUGCAUUCACCUUAAACUUCAGUACUUAUUGCACUUGCCAACUUUAUUGACAAUUAUGCAAAAAUAAAGAUGCUAAGUACUUUG
Molecule: messenger RNA, 3397 nt
Organism: Saccostrea echinata
Lineage: Eukaryota; Metazoa; Mollusca; Bivalvia; Ostreida; Ostreidae
Exons: 8
Coding region: 318-1940 (540 amino acids)
Source: RefSeq, a predicted model, not a curated record